GCUUUUUCCUCCAUUUAGUACUUAAAACAGACACAAACGCAAACUCAACUCAUUCCCUCAGGAAAGAGAGAGAGAGAGAGAGAGAGAGAGAGAGAGUUUUCUGAGCCAAACUCAAGACCAGAGUUUCAUAGUAGCAACUAUGACUGUGGAGGUUAAGGUUGAGGAAACCCAGAUGGCUGAGGCUGUUGUUGCUCAGGAAGACACUAAGAAGGAUGUGGAAGAGACCCAGAAUGUUGCCAGAGGGGAAGAGAAGGUAGUGGAUGAUUCCAAGCCCAAGAUUGUUGAGAAGAGUGCUUCUUACAAGGAAGAGAGCAAUUUCUUCUCCGAUCUGAAAGAGUUUGAGAGAAAGGCAUUGAAUGAACUGAAAUCCAAGCUUGAAGAGGCGAUUCUUGGGAACAAUUUGUUUAAGAAAGAAGAGCCAAAGAAGAACGAGAAGCAGAGCAGUGAAAAUGUAGAGAAGGAGAAAGAAGAAGAAAAGGAGAAAGUUGAGAGUGAAACUCCUAUUGAAGAGGAGGCUUCGAAAACAGAACCAGAAGAGGAGAAGAAACCUGAAGAAAAGGGUACUGAAAUAGACAGGGAUAUCUCUCUUUGGGGAGUUCCCUUGUUGUCUAGCAAAUGUGCAGAGGGUACCGAUGUUGUCCUAUUGAAGUUCUUAAGGGCCAGGGAAUUCAAAGUCAAUGAAGCUUUUGAGAUGCUCAGGAAAACCAUGCAAUGGAGGAAGGAUUUCAACAUCGAUUCUAUCUUGGAUGAGAAUUUGGGGGCUGAUCUGAGCUCAGUGGCGUAUAUGAAUGGAGUUGAUAGAGAAGGUCAUCCAGUUUGCUACAACAUCUAUGGGGUGUUUGAGAAUGAGGAGCUGUACCAGAAGACAUUUGGAACAGAGGAGAAGAGAGAACAGUUUUUGAGAUGGAGGUUCCAGCUAAUGGAGAAGGGGAUUCAGAAGCUUGAUUUGAGGCCUAGUGGUGUCAGUUCUUUGCUCCAGAUCAACGAUCUCAAGAAUUCUCCAGGACUCUCAAAGAAAGAGCUGAGGAUUUCCAUGAAACAAGCUGUUAGUGCCCUACAGGACAACUAUCCUGAAUUUGUUGCAAGAAAUGUAUUUAUCAAUGUUCCAUUCUGGUACUAUGCCCUCAAUGCCCUGUUAUCUCCUUUCCUGACACAAAGGACCAAGAGCAAAUUUGUGGUUGCUCAUCCGGCCAAGGUCACCGAAACUCUUCUCAAGUAUAUUCCUGCAGAGGAGGUCCCCGUGCAGUAUGGUGGCUUCAAGAGGGAGAAUGACUUUGAGUUCACUGGUGAAGAUUGUGCUGUUUCUGAACUUACCAUCAAAGCUGGAUCAACUGAGACCAUUGAGAUACCUGCUGAUGAGGUUGGAAGCACAUUAGUAUGGGACCUGACUGUUUUGGGAUGGGAAGUGAAUUACAAGGAGGAAUUUGUGCCAAAGGAUGAAGGCUCCUACACCAUCAUUGUACAGAAGACUAAGAAGAUAGGGGCACAGGAAGAGCCGAUUCGCAACACCUUCAAGAACAAUGAACCUGGCAAGGUUAUUCUCACAAUUGGAAAUGCAUCCAGCAAGAAGAAGAGAGUUCUCUACCGGUACAAGGCCAAGAAGGAGGAUUCCUCCUUUUGAAGCCUUGUCUAAUUACUGUAAUAAUUUGGUUGAUUAGGGAACAUGUUCAUUCAUACAUUUCUAAUUCUUUUUGCGUGAGACAAAAAUUGAGUGAGUUAAGUGGAUCUAGAAGCUUCAUUCUUUAGGCAGGAUUCAUGAAACGAUCCUGUGAUCAAUUUGUUUGUUUGAAUCUUUUGCUUGAGAGGUCUGUUGGUGCAUACACUCUUUUAAGAGUGAAAGAGUUGAGUUCUUUUGUUAAUGGAAAUUGUUUGAUUUGAGUUUA
Molecule: messenger RNA, 1883 nt
Organism: Rubroshorea leprosula
Lineage: Eukaryota; Viridiplantae; Streptophyta; Magnoliopsida; Malvales; Dipterocarpaceae
Source: the annotation of a GenBank genome assembly